AACUGACAACAUCGCAGGGGGCAGCUCCUCUUCCCUUCACUCCACUGCCCGACGGCGGAGCUCCGAGGACGUUACCGGCCGCGCAUGCCGCUGUGAAUUCAGCCCGUCGUCAUUUUCUUCCACGAAAGCAAUGUUCAUUUUGAGUUUUUCCAGUUUGAGGCGACACAAAAAGUAGCAGGCUUCUGGUUUUUGGGAAUGCUUCCUCGGUCUGCCAGGAAAGAGCAGAGAGUGACAGUCCUAUCUGUCAGUUCACAUCUGAAGACAUGUUGCACUGGACUCUGCCUGACUGGAAAGUACUGCUGCUGACUGUACUGCUGUGGGACCGCCUCUGUGCUUUGGGACUGAAACCGACGAGAUGGCCACUGUAUUCCCAAAAGCCUCUACUCCUCGCUUGGAAUGUCCCGACUGAGGACUGUGCCCCGCGGCAUGGCAUUCGCUUUAAGCUGGACCUCUUCCAGAUCGUGGCCUCACCCACUGAGGGCUUUGUUAGACAGAACCUCACCAUCUUCUAUAAGGACCGCUUAGGCUUGUACCCCUACUUUGAGCCGGAUGAAACGCCGGUGAACAGGGGGCUGCCUCAGAUGGCCAGCAUCACACAGCACCUGGAAAAGAUGGAGGAGGGAGUGCAGAAGUAUAUACAGGAACGAGGGGCCAAGGGUCUGGCUGUUAUUGAUUGGGAGGAAUGGCGCCCGCUCUGGAUACGUAACUGGGAAACCAAAGAUGUUUACCGCAGACAUUCUCGCGAGUUGGUACGUCAGAAGAACCCAACGUGGCCUCCGGAGCAGGUGGCAAAAGUGGCCCAGCAGGAGUUUGAGAUGUCUGCCAGGAAGUUCAUGCUGGAGACGCUGAAGCACGCCAAGAACCUGAGGCCCAACCAGCUGUGGGGUUUCUACCUGUUCCCCGACUGCUACAACCAUGACUACAGGCGCACUUUGGAGAACUACACAGGCCGCUGUCCUGAUGUGGAGGUGGCCCGCAACGAGCGGCUGAAAUGGUUGUGGACGGAGAGCACGGCCCUCUUCCCCUCCAUCUACAUGGGCACCGUGCUGCGUUCCUCAGCCUCCGGUCGGCAGUUCGUCCGGAACCGAGUGAAGGAGGGGAUGCGUUUGGCAUCAUCAGGCACUGGGUUGGCACGUCCUGUCUUUGUGUACACCCGGCCCACCUACGCCAACUCCCUGGACCAGCUGACAGAGACUGACCUCGUCUCCACCAUCGGGGAGAGUGUGGCUCUGGGGGCGGCUGGAAUCAUCAUGUGGGGAGAUACCGCGUAUGCAAGCAGCAGAAACAGCUGCUUCAACCUGGAUGUGUAUCUGCAGGGUCCGCUGGGUCAAUACCUCCUCAACGUCUCCACGGCAGCAGAGCUAUGCAGCCAGACCUUGUGUGGUUCUCACGGCCGCUGUCUGCGCAAAAACCCAGACAGCGAUGUUUACUUGCAUCUGAACCCCCUCACCCACAAUAUCAGCAGCCAGCAAGGCAAGCCGACGGUCACCGGAGAGCUGGGCGAAGCGGAGAAGACCAGAUUUCGAACAGAGUUUCAGUGCCAGUGCUACAGCGGCCAUGAGGGAGAGGGCUGCGAUCAGACAGGGGAGCCAUCUCGAGCCGCCAAUCCAUCCGCACCGCAGUGUGUGAUCUUAUUGAUUAUCUCUCUGCUCCUCUGUUAGUACACCACAAAUACUGCAAACAUAGCUACAUUUCACAUGGCUAAACACAGGAGCACACCAGCUGACCAGUUGGGAAUUGUAAGGAAUGAGGAGUGUCAUUUUCUUUCUCUUUUAAUUGCUGUAAAAGGAUGACACAAAGUGAAAUUUUAUGAGAAACACUGUGGAAAUUGCAAAGUUAUAUUUGUUUAGAACUUGUAAUCUUUUUUAAAAAAUGGAGGGCUCGCUGGAAAUGACCGUGUUUACAUUAUUGCUCUCAGUUUCCUCUCAGUCACUGUUUCCCAAAGCGUCGCUGGGGGGAUGUGAUGAAUGAGUUGAUGUAUGUCAGUAGCUGUGUGGUGAAAGUGGAACUGAUGCACUUAAAUCUGGUAAUAGCACAAUAUAUUUGAAGUGCCUGAUCUUUUUUCAAUAUGAACCCUCUCUGACAUCUGAUGUUUUUAUGGAGGCAAUUACAGUGUUACUAUUUAUUUGAAUGUAUUUUUAGGUGUUUUAUAUGAUAUUUUCCUAUUUUUAUGCCUAAAACAUGACUACUACUUUUCUCUUAAAACACUACAUCACUCAGUUUUUGCUCAGAAUGACAGCCCGUUUCACAUCAGAAGCACAAACAACGUAAAAAGCCAAGUUUUGACACAUUGUAUGUUCCACAAUGUCACUUACAUGACUGCCUCUCUCUUUAUGCUGUCCUCAAAUCUGACUUUUGUCUAAGUAAAUAAACGUCAU
Molecule: messenger RNA, 2378 nt
Organism: Chelmon rostratus (copperband butterflyfish)
Lineage: Eukaryota; Metazoa; Chordata; Actinopteri; Chaetodontiformes; Chaetodontidae
Gene: hyal2a
Product: hyaluronidase 2a
Exons: 4
Coding region: 264-1661 (465 amino acids)
Biological process (GO): hyaluronan catabolic process; carbohydrate metabolic process
Molecular function (GO): hyaluronoglucuronidase activity; hyalurononglucosaminidase activity
Source: RefSeq, a predicted model, not a curated record